AUGGAAAAGAAAGAAGCGGGAACUAGAAAAUAUCUGAUUUUUGGAGCUGCUCUCACAAUUUUUGCUAUUAUUCUGAUUCUAGUGUCCCAAAAUUCGGAGAGCUCAAAUUCUAAGAGCCCGAAGGUUUUAACUCAAAAAUCUUCAGUUUCCAUUUUCAUUGAUUCUCCGACCAAGAAAAUCGAGCAAAUUUGUCGAACUCCGGAAUGUAUUCAACUUGGAAAUCGCAUAAAAACCCUGAUGAAUCCAAAAAUCAAACCAUGCGAUGAUUUUUAUGAAUUUGCAUGUGGAAAUUUCGCGAAUUCUAGUAAUUUUUCAAGCGAAGCAAGCAUCAUUCGACAUGGAAAUCGUAGGAAAUUACGAGAACUUGUCAAGAUUUUCGAGCCGAUCACAAAAUCUGAACGGAUUUUGAAGAUAUUUUUGGAGAAAUGUGGGCAGCAGCAAAUUGUGGAGCCAAUUUUUGCGCGAAAUUCAACUAGACAAAUAUUUUGGAAAAAUGCCAGUUUCACCCAAUUAUUGAUUGAAGUUUCACAAUUUUUUUCUGAAGAUCCUGAACAGAUUUUGAUCAAUAGCAUAUUUCAUAAGAAAAAUAUAUUUUAUUUGAAAUUGAGGACUGGCAACAAAUAUAGACCUAAAAAUAACAAAUAUAGCAGGAAAUUGGUGGAUUUUCGAGAAAUUCCAUCACCAAAAUUCAUGAAUCUCACACAAUAUAUUCAAUUUUUAUUGCCGGAAACGGAGAGAAAAUUAGCGGAAAAUUGGAAGGUUUUAGUGGUACAAAAAGAAUUUGAGGCGCUUGAAAAAUAUUUGAGAAAUAAGAUGAAUUUGAAGUCGGCGCGCAAAAUGUUGAAGAAAUUGUGGAAAGAAAAAUUGGAAUUAUAUUUGGUCAAAAAGCGAAAAACGAGCGGGUGUUUUAAGGUAACCUUAUUUUGAAUUUAAAAUAAAAUAGUAGCCUUUUGAUUUUGCAGAAGGCUGAAAAACUAUUUCGAGGAACUCUUUCAAUGAUGUUUCUAAACAAGUUUGUCGGUCUGAAAACCGUCGAAAAAGCCAACAAUUUUUUCGAGGAAAUUCGAAACGAAUUUAUAGAACAAAUCGAAAAAUCCACGUGGAUUGAUAAAAAAUCGAAGAAAUUAUUGAAAGAUGAAGCGAAAGUAUUGAAUACCUCUAUUGGAAUUCCGGAUGAAUAUAAAAAUCUGGAAAAUAUUGACAAAAUGUAUUCGAGAAUUGAAAAACCGGAAAAUCAAAGUUAUUUGGAACUUGUUGAGAAUUUGCUGAAAAUGAAUAUGGAAGAGACAUUUUUAAGAGUUGCUCAGGCUCAAAAAAUGACGUAUUAUGCAAAAAGUUUGGUACAUUCUCCUAAUUUUCAUCCCAUAUCUUUUCGCGUUUGUGAGUGUGAUCGAACCCAAUUGCGUCAGAUUCAAAAUCAAAGAUUAUACCACUCUAUAAUUUUUCAGCAUACUCUGCAUUUGAUCUAACUUAUCCAAAAAUCCAUGAAAAUCUGCCAGAUUGGAAUAUGAAAAUGAUUUUGGGUCGAACUUUGGGACACGCUUUUGACGCGAAAAAAUUCGUGAAAAAUCAUGAACACAUUGAAUAUCCGAAAAAGAAAAUGAAUCGAAAAACGAGAAAAGAAUUUGAUAGAAGAAUUGGAUGUUUGAUCUCACAAUAUGAUAAAUUUGAAUUUCCGGAUGGAUCGAAAUCAAGUGGAAAACGAACUAAAAAUGAAGAUUCGGCUGAUAAAAUUGGAUUCGAUUUGGCUUUUCGAAUUUUACAAAGAGAUUUGAGGAAUUCAAAUGAGAUUAUGGAGAAAUUGCAAGGUUUGGAAGAGUUUUCGAUUGAGCAAAAUUGGUUUUUAAGAUUUGGAUAUGUGAGUAAAGAUUUAAAAAAAAUUCUUUUUGAAUCUCCUGAAAAUGCCGCACAUUUUGAGACCAAAUAUGAGCAAGUUUGGGCUCAAAAUGCUCCAAAUAACAAGCGGAUUCUAAAAAUCCUAGAAAAUUUGCAGCACUACUGCCAAAAACCAUACGAUGAAAAAGCAAUUGAAAUUUAUAAAGACGAAGUUCAUAGUGCCGAAAAAUUUCGAGUCAAUGGAAUUGUAAUGAAUUCACCGGAAUUUUCGAAAGCUUUUCAAUGUAAGCCAGGAAGUUUGAUGAAUCCCAAAGAGAAAUGUCAACUUUUUGAUGAGAAAUGA
Messenger RNA from Caenorhabditis angaria, 2179 nucleotides. The record is from the annotation of a GenBank genome assembly. Lineage: Eukaryota; Metazoa; Nematoda; Chromadorea; Rhabditida; Rhabditidae.